AUGGCUGUCGGUAACAUGUCCCUGCCGAACGUCACGGCGGCCCAGACGCCCCUCCCCAUCCACGGCGCGCCGCUGGUCAGCCCGUCCCUGCCCUUCAUCCUGCCCGUGGUGUUCUCGGUGGUGUAUGUGGUGGGGCUGGUCGGGAACGUCACCGUGCUGCUGUGUGUGGGCCGGCGGGGCGUCAGGAGCAGCAUGUGCGUGUACGUGCUCAGCCUAGCCACGGCAGACACCGUCUACCUGCUCGGGGGACCCUUCUUCCUCGCAUCGUUCCUGGUACAGCCCAGAUGGGUUUUCGGUGACGUUGGGUGCAGGUUGAUCGUCGGUCUGGACACCCUGACCAUGCUGGCCAGUAUCUUCACCCUGACGGCCAUGAGCGCCGACAGGUUCUACGCCGUCAUGUACCCGACACAGGCGAUCUCCGAGGGGAUCCAGAUCACCAGUAAAUCCCGCUGGAUCACGUGCGCUGUGUGGAUCGCCGCCCUGCUGAUCACGCUGCCCUGGAGCGUCUGCAUGAGUCUGCACGAGUCUGAACAGGCAGGGGAGCUGGUGGAGGUCUGCCUGCUCAGCUGGCCCAGUGAGGUGGGGAAACUUGUGUACAUCACGCUGGUGUUCGUGCUGGGCUUCCCGCUGCCGUUCCUCGUCAUCUCGGUGCUGUACGGGACCAUGGUGUACCAGCUGUGGUCCACCAUGCAGCCGGUCACCCUGGAGGAGCAGGACAGGACCGCCCGACAGCGCCGCAGCACGCUCAGGAGCUUCGUCAGCGUCGCGGAGGUGUCUCAGAGGGUAGUGGAGACCAGCUACAUCCGGUCUAAUCGGACGGUCAGCGUCAAGUACUCGGUGAGCGAGUCAGUGGCGAGCCGCCAGCUGUCCAAGCAGAGCGUGGUGUCGCGGCACGCCUCGACAGGGGCCGGGGUGGGCGGGCGCCUGCAGCCGCGGAGACUCAGCAGGAAGAGGCAGCACGUGUCCCGGUCCGUGCUCAUCAUCGUGGCGGUCUUCUUCGUGUGCUGGCUGCCGUACGGGAUCCUACAGGUUUUGUACUACCACCACGUGUUCCGUCCGACCGCCGCCAUGUACUACGUGCACCUGACGUUCGUGGGGCUGUCGUACCUGAACUCCUGCGCCAACCCGCUGCUGUACGUCAUGCUGAGCGAGCGCUUCCGCCGGGAGAUGGUCCAGUCCUGCUCCAGGAUGUGCUCCUGUAUCGGGUUGCGCUGUAAGAAGUCCAAACGGCAGCAGCAGCGACGGCACAGCUCAGAAGUAAAAGACGAGCAACAACAGCAGCUACAACAACAACAACAGGGUCCUUCCACCCCUAUCGAAAUGAACAACUUCAAACGAGUCCCCACCACCUCCAUGGAGAUGAACAACCUCAGACACGUCCACAACAAGAUUAGAAAUGAUUUGUUAUAAACACAAGACCGCAAAAA
This is a messenger RNA of Branchiostoma belcheri (Belcher's lancelet), 1427 nucleotides long. RefSeq names its product somatostatin receptor type 3-like. Gene Ontology annotation, biological process: neuropeptide signaling pathway. The coding region runs from base 1 to 1410 and encodes 469 amino acids. Gene Ontology annotation, molecular function: G protein-coupled peptide receptor activity. The record is from RefSeq and is a predicted model, not a curated record. Gene Ontology annotation, cellular component: membrane. Lineage: Eukaryota; Metazoa; Chordata; Leptocardii; Amphioxiformes; Branchiostomatidae. The transcript has 6 exons.